GUCGCUCAGAGACGGACGCGGUCUCAACCGAGCGCUUUUUUUUAACGCUCGUUUCAUUCCUCCACCGCCUUUACUUCACCGUUUCGACCGGAGGACAGCGAGCGUUUGCUUUGCGUUCAUGGAGGCUUCUGAGGAAUUGUGGGACGCCGCCUCCGUCUGCAUCCUGUCAGAUCUCGUCUCCUGCACCAACCAGACCAACAGCACCAACUCCAGCUCAGCAGGGGGCACCGUCCGGUCCCCUUACUACCAGCACUCGCUGCCGGCGGCCGCGCUCUUCACGCUGGCGUAUCUCUUCAUCUUCCUGCUGUGCCUGAUGGGAAACGGUCUGGUCUGUGCGAUAGUCCUCAGGAACCGGCACAUGAGAACCGUCACCAACAUCUUCAUCCUAAAUCUGGCCGUCAGCGACCUGCUGGUCGGGAUCUUCUGCAUUCCUACGACGCUAGUGGACAACCUCAUCACAGGUUGGCCUUUCAGCAACAUGAUAUGCAAACUGAGCGGUCUGGUGCAAGGAACGUCCGUCUGUUCCUCCGUUUUCACAUUGGUGGCCAUCGCUGUGGACAGGUUUCGCUGCAUCGUUUACCCGUUCAAGCCCAAACUUACUCUCUUUGUCGCAAAGGUAUCGAUCGGGGUGAUAUGGGUGCUGGCUCUCGCCAUCAUGUUUCCCUCGGUGGUGAUGCUGACCGUCGAGCGAGAAAAAGGGCAUUCCGUGGUUCACAGCGACAACAGCACGUCCCCGCUGUACUCCUGCUACGAGACCUGGCCCGACCCGGAGAUGAGGAAGGUGUACACCACCGUGCUGUUCGUACACGUCUACGUCAUCCCCCUGCUGCUCAUCAUGCUCCUGUACGGCCGGAUCGGAGCCAAGCUGUACGGCACGGCCAUCCUGGCCAGCGGCGAGCCGCCCGACGCUCCCGGGUGCGGCAGAUGCCCGGCGUCUCAAAGGAAGACCCGAGUGAUAAAGAUGCUGAUCGUGGUGGCGCUGCUCUUCAUGCUGUCCUGGCUGCCGCUGUGGACCCUCAUGCUCCUGACCGAUUACGCCCGUCCAAACGAGGACAAUCUGGAGCUCCUCACCAGCUACGUAUUCCCUCUCUCUCACUGGCUGGCCUUCUCCAAUUCCAGCGUCAACCCCAUCAUCUACGGCUACUUCAACGAGAACUUCAAGAGAGGCUUCCAGGCGGCGUGUCAGCGCCGGGCGUGCUGCUGGGCCCGAAAGAAGACGGCAUUCAGCAUCAAGCGGCCCAGAGCUGGAAGCCCUUUGAACACGGCUAUAAGCGGUCACCCGCUGAGCCUGGGCUCGAGAACCAACCGGAUCUUCACCGAGAGCGACCUGACGGGAUGCGUUCGGCUGGAGCUGGAGCACCGGAGGGCGUCGACGGACACCAAGGGCUCCUCGGCCGAAGGCGGAAACGGCGGCACGUCUGCGAAAAGGGAAGUUCACUUUGAAGAGAUCGAGAAGGUGUGUUCGGCAGGAGGGAAAAUAUACAACGCCUGGGAGCGCUGAAACUGGUGCGCUCCGGCCAUCCUGAAAAAUCAGCUCACGUUUGUUGCUCUAUACAAUACAAAUAGUUUCAAUAUAUCUUCAUAUAGAGCCCUAUGAGUGAAACUUCAUUCAUCACUAAACGCGGAGCGUUACGGAAUUUGUCAAACCUCGCAUGAAUAGGUUAAACUUUUAGUCAUUACAUUGGAAUCCGAUAAACAAGAACGAUAGCUAUAAAGAUUACUUUAUUAGUCAAUGCACGAUAUUGUUUUGUAACCCUUCAGUUGUUUAUUUAUGGAAAACAUUAUUUGUGCUAUUGCUAAACGUUUGUAAUGUAUUUCUAAACACAUAAAUGUUUGUUUUUAUUUUAAAUGUGUUUUAAAGUUUUUUUUAAAGGCUACAUAUUUAAUCAAAAAUGCAUUAAAAAUGGUGAA
Messenger RNA from Puntigrus tetrazona (Sumatra barb), 1911 nucleotides. RefSeq names its product neuropeptide FF receptor 1 like 3 (gene npffr1l3). The transcript has 4 exons. Gene Ontology annotation, biological process: G protein-coupled receptor signaling pathway. Gene Ontology annotation, cellular component: membrane. Bases 119 to 1501 code for a protein of 460 amino acids. Gene Ontology annotation, molecular function: neuropeptide receptor activity; peptide binding. NCBI's taxonomy places the organism in Eukaryota, Metazoa, Chordata, Actinopteri, Cypriniformes, Cyprinidae. The record is from RefSeq and is a predicted model, not a curated record.